UUGAUGUUGAUAUUGUUGAUAAUUGUUGAUUGACGUUUCGUGAGUAAUGUCGGUAUCUACUUAAAUUGCAAUUGCUACGGUGUGUAUGAAGUGAAAUUGAUUUGAAUAUUUUUUAGAACUUCAUUGUUUUGUGACAAUGAUUAAAUUUGAAUCAGUCUUCUAUUCAUAAUUCCAAAUUAAAAUUGAACGUUAUCAAUCUGUACAAAUGAGUCAAUCAAAUCAGAUAAUAUUGUGUUCAAGCUUUGUUUGUUUAGUUUUGUGCUUAAUAACUCAACAGUGGAUUGGCUCAUCUUCAUUAUCGUUCUAUUUGCCAAUAGUGUGGGCGGUUGUUGUUACAAUCUUAUCAACAUGGAUAAGCUGUUUUGUUCUCAAACUGUCUUUGAGAGCUAAUUCUCCCAUAACAUUACCUGUUGUUUCAAGAUGGUUACGGAAGAAAAUUGAGUUUUACCUCAAAUUAAAUUUAGGGCCAAAUGAAAGGUAUUUAUCGUGUAACAGCCCGCGUGUAGAAAGCAAUAAAGAAGAUAAAAGUGAUGAAUUCAAUAAAGCUGCAACGUUCAAGUCCAACAGUUGUAAAGAUUCAGAACAUUUGGGUAAAAUAACAAACGAAAUAGAUGUUAAGUACAUUAAAACAUGGUACAAAAGUGUAAGUGACGACGAAAGAUUUCCAGAGGAAUCAAGAGACUUAUUGCUAAAGUUAUCAAUAAGAUUAAAUCAUUGCAUUGAGUCUAUUGAUAAAGUAAGUUUUGUUGACAAAUUAGCCGGAGUAUUACUUUUUCACCUGAAAGAAUAUCGAAGAGCAGUUCGUCGAGUAGAGAAAGGAUAUGCAGGUAAUGUCGAGGAAGCAUACCGUUGCUCUCAUCCAGGUUCUCGAAGUCCUUUAGCACUGGAAUAUACACUUGGUCGACUAGUUACUGUUAUUGCGAGAGAAUUUUUACAAUGGGAACUUGGCAGUUCUUUGCCUUGUAAACUAUUAUUAUCUAUUUUGUCCAAAAGACUCUUAAUAAUGCUUGAGACAAUGUGCUCUCCAAUCUGGAUUUUAAAUCAUCUUACCCAACUUAAUUCCACAACUGAAGGACAGAUACAAACAACACUGUCUACUAUAGAUAGUGUCACUAUCCCUUCAGCGCUUAGUGAAGGUAUGAUUACAGCAGCAGCAAUAGCUCGGCCAUUAUCGAAACCAGAUUGUAUACCCUUACUUGAAGUGAAGAUAGAAGUCAAUAAUACAGAUUCCGAUCCUGAAAAAUCCCCAUUAAGUUUGGAAAUUCCGAUUAGCGGUCAUCGAUGUCUUUGGGGUGACUUGAGUGCUUUAGAAGCUGAUUCUGAAAUGGAUGAUGAUAGAAUAUCUCCAGUCUAUGAAGAGCCCACCGACUUUGCUUCAACUAUUGCUAGACUCAGAAAUCUCUUACAACAAAAAUCUACUGCUACAACGCCGUUACAUCCUGAAGAAAAAUCUUAUGUAAUUUGUGAGGAAAGCCAAUUUACAAAUUUAGCUAUUCCGUUGACAGAAUUUUACACAGCACCUGAUGGAUCUCAGCAACUGCUUUAUUGCAUUCAGUUUGACGAUGUAGAACAGCAUGGAGUAGAUACGUUUGAAACUACUACUGCUACAGUUCGACGUCAGUAUUCUGAUUUCGCACAGUUGCACGCUAGUUUGGAAGAGAUUCCAUCUUUGUCGGCAAUUAUGGCAGACAUAAUACUUCCCGAAGGAGGUCGAGUUGAACUGGAAAAUUACUUGAAAGCAUUGUGUGCGAGUCUUAGAAAUGAAUAUUCGGGACAACUACGUCGUUUUCUGCGACCUAGCAGUGGCGCUGGUAAGAAAGCGGAUGUGGUAGCCCCUCGAUUUGAUCGAUUUUUGGCAAAAACUGUGAGCGGCGUGUUCAACACAUUAAAAACUGUGGUGCCGGGUUUUGAAAUGGAUCAGGAAGAAGAAAAUGUACCGUUACCGACUUUAAUGCCGUUGGCAGACAUUCCAUGGAGAUUUGUACAAGACAUUAAUCAAAAGAAUUUGGCAUUUGACUUAGGCCAAUUCGUUGCUGAUAGGACAGAUUAUUGUUCUGUUGAUACAGCAUACGAGGCUGUUGAAUCUGUUGAAGGAAGUGGAGAUUCGGAUCUUUUAGCCCAUUGGUGGGAAAUAAUUAAUGCAACUUGUGAUGAGGAGUUAGAUGAAUUAGAUUCCAGUCUCUCCUUAACGUGUGCUGGCAUUGAUUUGACAUGCGAGAUUCUCGCUGGCGUAAAAAGUAAUAAUGCAUUUCAGCAAGAGUCAGUGAUCAGAUGGUUCAAGUUGCUAUUGGGAAACAUUACAGAACCUUUAAUGCAGGAUAUUGUCUUUUGGACCUACGAUCGCUGCGAAAUUUUUCCAAUAAAACCCAGCGCACCAGCAAAUGAUUGCGAAGAUUCCAUUGACAUUCUGCAAACAAGAUUGUUCUCAUUGUUGGAAAACAAAAUCCCACAGUGUGUUAAAUUAAUUUUCGGAGAGAAUGAUACAAAAGAAAUGUUGAAAUUUAUCAUAAGCUCACUUGAAGUGAAAAAAAUCAAUAAGGAUUUGCAUUUGCAAAUGUUUGAUGUAAUUGCAUCGCAGAUGUUAGCAUCUUGUCGAUUGAACCCGCAAAAGUUAUAAGCUCCUAAAGCAUGAAUACAAUUUACAUUUCAUCUUUCAGUGUAUCAUUAUUCUUUGACUGUAAAAGCUUUCUGUGAUUGAGUCUCUUUAUAUGUCGCAUAACUUCCUCUUUAACCUUUAAGUAUGAAAAUGGUUUAAUUUUUUCACUAACACGGACCUGAUGUCUCACAGACCGCUGUAUAUAUUUAUUUAUUGAAUUUGUAAAUAUUUUUUUUCAAGGAAUCUGUAUUGUUACUAGAGAAGAUAACACCGAUCAGUGAAGAUAUCUUUUUCACUCACUGUGAAAAUAGAAAUUAACACUAUCGAUCCAUGUUAACUCUCUGAAUAACAGAAAUUCUUAAAAUCUUUUCAGACAAAAUGGAGAUAUGAAUUAAAUUUUUGUUUACAAAAAUUUUUGUUCUGAAAAAAGAUCUUCCAUAUCGUCCCGAUAGAAGGCGAAUAACAGAACUUCCGAUUGCCGAUCGGGUGCUUUUCCCAAUAAGCUACUAGAGAGAUCGAAAGAAGAAUCCUUUUUUAGAAACACACGCUGUAUUAUGCAAUCUGUUACCUAUCAAUAAGAAAAAUAUAAAUUAAAGUUAACAUUUUCAAUGCUCCAAAUUCAAGAAUCAAUCAAUAAACUUUACAAUUUUCAAAAUUUUAAUUUGU
This is a messenger RNA of Belonocnema kinseyi, 3262 nucleotides long. RefSeq lists its product as uncharacterized. The transcript has 8 exons. Gene Ontology annotation, cellular component: intracellular membrane-bounded organelle. The record is from RefSeq and is a predicted model, not a curated record. NCBI's taxonomy places the organism in Eukaryota, Metazoa, Arthropoda, Insecta, Hymenoptera, Cynipidae. Gene Ontology annotation, molecular function: phosphatidylinositol binding. The coding region runs from base 206 to 2617 and encodes 803 amino acids.